ACAGCGGUGCGGACUGAUACGUUUUGUGUGCUGCGGCUUAUUAAAUAUAUGAUAAAUAGUCAGUUUUUCUGCGUGAGAAAUACAAUGUGUGUCGGGAGAGCGUGACAAAAGACCGAAAUGCGUGACUGUCACGCUCAAUGCGCUCAAUGCGCUCAAUGCGUGACACUUGACAGCUCUGUAUUUGUUUUUCUUUUUUCUAUUUUCGUUCUGAGAAGAAACGGACGUGACGUCACGCACCACAACAAGGAAGUGGCGUUUGCAAACUUUUCGAUUAUUCCGACGUUACUUGCGUUUUAAAAGGUUUCUAGAAAUGUUUUUCAGGAAAUAAUAUACAAAUAUAUAGCCUUAAUAGAGAAAUCUACAGCUGCAGUAUUUGGAUGUUAGGCUUAGGCAGAAUGGAGGAGAGAAAGAUGAAACGAAAAAGUCCAAGACCUUCAACCAACCAGGUUGCUCCUCCAAUCGCUGUCCGAAAGAACCUCAACUCCGGCAGGACUUUAGGGUUCACUGGCACUGGCACCGGCACUGGCACCGGCACUGGCACGCGUUCACAACAGAAGACCAAAUUACGCAGAGGUGUGAAAGAUAAGCCGAAGCUACAGAGUCAGUUAAGUAACCAGGCUGGAUCUAAACAGCAUUCAUUCCUCACAGACGUGUCUGAUGUGCAGGAGAUGGAGAAAGGUUUGCUUAGCCUCCUCAAUGACUUCCACUCUGGAAAACUUCAGGCCUUUGGUAAUGAAUGUUCUAUUGAUAAAAUGGAGCAUGUUCGAGAAAUGCAGGAGAAACUGGCUCGAUUGCACUUUGACCUGAAUGCAGAAGUGGAUGACAUGCCUGUGGACCAGCGCAAGCUUGCCUGUGAUACCAAUAUGGACAAACUUCUACUGAAUUUGGAAGAGUUGAGUUCUUCAAUACAAAAGCUAAACCUGGCUGAUAACCAAGAUGCCCCAAAAUCAUCCUCCAACAUAUGAAAUGUUGUGGUCCUUCUGGCCAUCACAGAGCUGUUCCAACAUCUGUUACAGAGAAACAGCAUAUCAACCAGUAUUGUUGCAUUUGUGAACUCCAUGAACAGUCUUAAAUGCCACAUAACCCAAUAUUUUAUUACAUUUUCAACUAAUGUCUUACCUAUAAGACUUUAUGACCAGACUAUUUCUGUAUUUUUCAUAAAUCAGAAUGUUGGAUCUUAAAUAUUGCCUUAUAGCUGUGCAAUACGAGAACAUUUGCAAUAUGCAUAUCGCUAUUCACUUUAUUUAAUAACUAUAUUUCUUAUUUUUUUUAUUUCUUUCAUAAAGAUUUUAAAUAUUUUAAUUGAACACUGUGUUUUGACAUUGUUAACAGAAAGGCAAGAGUUUGGGAGCUCUGUUGUUUUUAGUAAAGCCAAGGAGUAUUCGCCUUAAUGCAAUGUUUGAGAGUAUGCAGAGGACCAGGUUGUGUGACUCGGACCGCUUGGUAAAAUAAUUUUUAAAUAUAACAGUCUAUUCUACAAAUGUAUUUUAUUUAAAAGUGGAGAGGUCUUCAUUUCUAAUAUAAUCGGUUGAAUUCUGGUGGUUUGUGUGUUGGUUUUCUUGAUGUCAUCAAUAAAGUUUAGUUACUUCUAAUUAA
This is a messenger RNA of Tachysurus vachellii, 1596 nucleotides long. It is a transcript of the gene ccdc28a, whose product is annotated as coiled-coil domain containing 28A. NCBI's taxonomy places the organism in Eukaryota, Metazoa, Chordata, Actinopteri, Siluriformes, Bagridae. The coding region runs from base 378 to 965 and encodes 195 amino acids. The transcript has 6 exons. The record is from RefSeq and is a predicted model, not a curated record.